GGGGCGCGGGCCGGCAAUGGCGCGGCGGCGCUGAGGGCGCGGGGCGGGCGGCGGCCGGAGGGCGGCGCGGGAGAAAGCAGCGGCGGUGGCCCCAUGGCCCGGGCGCGCUGAGGGACGCGGCUCUCGCCUCAGCCCGGCGGCGGCCGAACAAUGAAGCUCCUGAAGCCGACCUGGGUCAACCACAAUGGCAAGCCAAUUUUUUCAGUUGAUAUUCACCCUGACGGGACCAAGUUCGCAACUGGAGGACAAGGACAGGAUUCUGGGAAGGUUGUGAUCUGGAAUAUGUCUCCAGUCCUCCAGGAGGAUGACGAGAAGGAUGAAAAUAUUCCCAAGAUGCUUUGCCAGAUGGACAAUCACUUAGCAUGUGUGAACUGUGUGCGGUGGUCAAACAGUGGGAUGUAUUUAGCUUCUGGGGGAGAUGACAAACUGAUUAUGGUGUGGAAGCGGGCUACGUACAUCGGCCCCAGCACCGUGUUCGGCUCCAGUGGUAAGCUUGCCAAUGUGGAGCAGUGGCGAUGUGUCUCUAUCCUCCGGAGUCACUCAGGCGAUGUGAUGGAUGUAGCAUGGUCUCCCCAUGAUGCCUGGCUGGCCUCGUGCAGCGUGGACAACACUGUCGUCAUCUGGAAUGCUGUGAAGUUCCCAGAAAUUCUAGCUACUCUGAGAGGCCAUUCUGGCUUGGUAAAGGGGUUGACCUGGGACCCUGUUGGUAAAUACAUUGCCUCUCAAGCUGAUGACCGCAGCCUAAAGGUAUGGAGAACGCUGGACUGGCAGUUGGAGACCAGCAUCACCAAGCCUUUUGAUGAGUGUGGAGGGACAACCCAUGUGUUGCGGCUCAGCUGGUCACCUGAUGGGCACUACCUGGUGUCUGCCCACGCCAUGAACAACUCUGGCCCCACUGCCCAGAUCAUUGAACGGGAGGGCUGGAAGACCAACAUGGACUUUGUCGGGCACCGGAAAGCUGUGACUGUCGUGAAAUUUAACCCAAAAAUCUUCAAAAAGAAGCAGAAGAAUGGGAGUUCUGCAAAGCCCAGCUGCCCAUAUUGCUGCUGUGCUGUUGGCAGCAAGGACCGUUCUCUCUCUGUCUGGCUCACGUGUCUGAAACGGCCUUUGGUUGUCAUCCAUGAGCUGUUCGACAAAUCCAUCAUGGAUAUUUCCUGGACUCUGAACGGGCUGGGCAUCUUGGUGUGCUCCAUGGAUGGCUCUGUGGCAUUCCUAGAUUUCUCCCAGGAUGAGCUCGGAGACCCCUUGAGUGAGGAGGAGAAGAGCCGCAUUCACCAGUCCACAUAUGGCAAGAGCUUGGCCAUCAUGACUGAGGCCCAGCUCUCCACAGCCGUCAUUGAAAACCCAGAGAUGCUCAAAUACCAACGCAGGCAGCAACAACAGCAGCUGGAUCAGAAGAGUGCCUCAGCCAGAGAGACAAGCUCAGCUGCCUCAGUUGCUGGUGUCGUCAAUGGGGAAAGUCUGGAAGACAUUAGGAAGAAUCUUUUGAAGAAACAAGUUGAGACUCGGACAGCAGAUGGUCGCAGAAGAAUCACGCCUCUCUGCAUAGCACAGCUGGACACCGGGGACUUCUCCACGGCAUUCUUUAACAGCAUCCCACUCUCGGGCUCCCUGGCGGGCACCAUGCUCUCCUCUCAUAGCAAUCCACAGCUACUGCCCCUGGACUCCAGUACCCCCAACUCCUUUGGCGCCUCGAAGCCCUCCACAGAGCCUGUGGCUACAACUGGCGCCAGGCCGGCUGGUGAUACUGUCAGUAAGGACAGUGUGAAUGCUACCUCUACUCCUGCUGCAUUGUCACCCUCCGUGUUAACGACCCCGUCCAAGAUUGAACCCAUGAAAGCAUUUGACUCCAGAUUCACGGAGCGGUCCAAAGCCACGCCAGGUGCUCCUUCCUUGACCAGUGUGACUCCAACAGCUGUGGAAAGGUUGAAAGAGCAAAACCUUGUGAAAGAGCUGAGGCCCCGGGACCUCCUGGAGAGCAGCAGUGACAGCGACGAAAAGGUCCCUGUGGCCAAGCCUUCCUCACUGUCCAAGCGAAAACUGGAGCUUGAGGUAGAAACGGUGGAAAAGAAGAAAAAAGGGCGGCCUCGGAAGGACUCUCGGCUCAUGCCUGUGUCUCUGUCUGUCCAGUCCCCAGCUGCCCUGACCGCAGAGAAGGACGCCGUGUGUUUGUCUGUACCAGCACCUGCACUGAAACUACCCAUGCCAGGCCCCCAGAGAGCAUUCACCCUCCAGGUGAGCUCCGAUCCCUCCAUGUACAUUGAGGUGGAGAAUGAAGUGACUGCUGUGGGAGGUGUGAAGCUAAGUCGUUUGAAGUGUAACCGGGAAGGGAAGGAGUGGGAGACGGUACUCACCAGUCGGAUCCUCACUGCUGCCGGCAGCUGUGACGUGGUAUGUGUCGCCUGUGAAAAGAGGAUGCUGUCCGUGUUCUCCGCCUGUGGUCGCCGCCUCCUCCCUCCCAUCCUCCUGCCGUCCCCGAUCUCCACUUUGCACUGCACGGGCUCCUACGUCAUGGCGCUCACUGCCGCAGCCACAUUGUCUGUCUGGGAUGUUCACAGACAGGUGGUUGUGGUGAAAGAAGAAUCUCUACACUCCAUCUUGGCAGGAAGUGACAUGACAGUGUCACAGAUCUUGCUGACACAGCAUGGAAUCCCAGUGAUGAACCUGUCUGAUGGGAAGGCAUACUGCUUUAAUCCGUCACUUUCUACAUGGAACCUGGUUUCUGACAAGCAGGACUCCCUGGCCCAGUGUGCGGACUUCAGGAGCAGCCUGCCUCCCCAGGACGCCAUGCUGUGCUCUGGACCUUUAGCCAUAGUCCAGGGCCGUGCCUCCACUUCAGGAAGACAGGCAGCCCGGCUCUUCUCCGUGCCUCAUGUAGUGCAGCAGGAGACCACCCUGGCCUACCUGGAGAAUCAGGUUGCGGCGGCACUCACCCUGCAGUCCAGCCAUGAGUACCGCCAUUGGCUCCUCCUCUACGCUCGGUACCUUGUGAACGAAGGGUUUGAAUACCGACUCCGAGAAAUAUGCAAGGACUUACUGGGUCCGGUUCACUACUCCACUGGAAGCCAGUGGGAGUCAACGGUAGUGGGUCUGCGGAAGAGGGAGCUGCUGAAGGAGCUGCUGCCGGUCAUCGGGCAGAAUCUCCGCUUUCAGCGCCUCUUUACCGAGUGUCAGGAGCAGCUCGACAUCCUGAGGGACAAGUAGCCUGCCCAGGCCUUCCCUGGCUGCAACAAGGGCAGGGCCACACUCUCGCCGCUGACAAUGCACACGGCCACCUCUCACCUCGUCAGACCACAGAAGGACGAGGAGACACUGGCAGGAGGUGGGCUGUCCUGUGCCAGCGCUGGCCCAACUCCCUAGGCGGGCUUCCCCCAUAUCCUGGGCCCGUUGCUCCCUCAGAGGGGGGCAGCUCUGCCCGCCACUCAUCCCUCCCUCCAGGACCCCUGUGCGGAGCUGGGGUUGGGGCCCUGCCCUGCUGCCCUGGGGUCAGUGAGGCACUCCCAGGCCUGCCGUUUCCAGCACGGGCCCGAGGUGGACACUAGUCCCUGCCACUGCAGGCAUCGUGCUGCUUCAGCUAUGACGAAUGAGCCAUUUGUGAAAGAGAGACCCCUGAAAUGUUAGUGUAUUAUGCAGUCGGUAGACUGACCCGAGACCUAUGUAAAAGGAAAAGCUAUUCCAACGCGGACUAUUUUUGUACUAGAAUUUGCUAACUUGUAAUAUGGAAUUUUCCUUUUGGCCAAUAAUCAGGAUUUCCCUAUAAGUCACUUGGACAUUGGUCACUUGUAGGAAAUUUAAACUCUAAUUAUGACAGCUACAUUGAAAAAUAAUUGUACUGAAAUUAACUUGUCUAUCUUCAUUUGGUUUUAAUUUUUAAAUGUUUGUAAAAAGAGACUGUUUUUUGGGGAAUGGGGCAGAGGGGUGGGCGAUUUCUUUUGUAAGUGUAAAAUAAAUGAACACGCAUUGGAUACCAAAUCAUCCUGGCUUCCCCUGCCUUUUCCUUCUAACUUCCACCUUCCUCCCCUGCCAUAGCUCCCUCUCCCAAAAUGGGCAGUUCUGGAACAUCAGAACUGGAAGGAAUCUUUGAUGUCCUCUAAUGGCCCCAACCUCUCGGUGCAGAAAUUCAUUACCCAGCAUGGAGGUCACUUCGUUGACCAUGAAGCAUCUGAGGCUUCUGGGGCUAGCAGAUAGGCCACCUCACCUGAGUCUCCUCCCAAGCCAGUCAUCGAGGUCCUUGCUUCUGGCUGUGCUGUGCCCCUUGGUCCCCAGUCAUGCUGGGCACCAAGGGCUACAGCUGGCUUGCCAAUUUUGUGGAAGGAAAUCAUUAAGUACAGACUGGGGUUUUCUGAAGAAUUAUCUAAAAGCUGUGAUUUUUCUAGAAUGUGUUCCAGAAGCUCACCCACAGGAGAGGAAAUAGCUAGAAUCACAGAAUCUUCAAGCAUGGUGAGGAUGGAGCACCUUUACCUCUGUGUUAUGCACCUCUCUGUUGCUUCCCUGCCAGUUGUGUGGGAUCCCAAGUCUCAAGAAAGAGGCGUGGAUUUGGAAUUAGAAGACCUGGGUGACUCUGGCCACUGGUAUCCCCUCUCUGGAUGCUUUCCUACCUAGUGGCCAUCUUACUGCCUUCUCAUUCAUGUCAGGUAGCUGGAUGAGACACAGGCAUACAUGCUUGCCUGACAAAGCCAAAGCACAGAGUGCAUGUGAGUAUGAACACCUCAAAGGCCAGGCUGCAAGUGUGAGCUAUUCUUAAAGGAAUGAGGAGCCAGAGAUGCUAUGCAGGUCAGGCAGCGCCCCUGGCAAUUCGGCAGCAAGGCAUGGAGAACUCUGGAGCCACAGGAUGCACAUGGCCUUGGGACUGACAGGUUUGUCUGGAAUCCAGACCAGCAAAAAUCUGGGCCUACUUUUCAGCUGUCAGAUGGAGAUGAGGUUAAGAAAACCUGCAUGGUUGUGAGGACUAACCAGGAUCACACAGGCAGAGUCCUGGUGCUUAACAAAUGCCUCUUUGAAGAAAACUUCAAUAGUCAGUGUUUUACAGUAUUAUUUGUGGGUUUUUUUGUUUGUUUUUUAAAUAGGCUCCACGCCCAGCUCGGAGCCCAGCGUGGGGCCUGAACUCACAACCCUGAGAUCAGGACCUGAGCUGGGAUCAAGAGUCAGAUGCCCAACAACUGAGCCACCUGACACUAUUAUUUGGAGAGGAGAGGAAAAUGAAAGAUGUCACGGACUUCUGCUUCCAGCCAAGAUGGAAUAACAGGAACCAAACUGACCCACCUAUCUGAACCAACCAAAAAAGCCAGUCAACAUAUAUGAAACAAUGAUCUCAAGACACUGAAUAUCAGAAAACAAAGGACAAUAAUCCUGGGAGAUGGAAAAAACAAAAAAGAUGAGCCCUGUGACUGCCCCAGCUUACUACCCAGAGAGUUUCCAGGCUGUAGCAAAGGGAGGAGAAGCUGAGGUAGAGCCCAGCUGACUACUUGAGUUGAAGAAAUAAAGCUGAGAACCCAGGGAGACCAGGGCAGCUAGAGUUCACAGGACAGAAUACCAGAAAGGAAAAGCUCCAUAGAGAACCCUACCCUCAGUAGAGAAAGCCCUUACCCUAUCAGUGCAUAUUUAACUGAGCACUGAUCAGGGUGUAGAAAUGAGACAGCUAAGGGUAGACAGAGAACCACCUGAAAGGAUUAGAGUGAAAAUUGCCUAAGUAUCACUUAGGGCUAAGAACAGUACCUGUUCCUACUAACCAGAUUAGAAAACCUUGUAACUCACAGGCUUGGAGAGAGUACUCAGGAAGUAUUGCCUAAAUAUUGAAGAAUAAUUAGAAUACUGCUCCAGAUUCAUCUAACAAAAAUAAAAGCAAGACCCAAAGGGAUCAAACUUUCCAACUAAUUAAUUACAUUGCAAAGCAAAUUUCAAGAGGUUUUAUAACAAUACUAAAGUAUGCAACAUCCAACAAAGUAAAGUUUACAAUGUCUGGCAUCCAAACAAAGACUACCAGGCACAAGAAGCAGGGACAUGAUCCAAGAUGAGAAAAAUCAAUCAAAACUGACCCUGAACUUACACGGAUAUUAAAAUUAACAGAGGAUAUUAAAAUGAACACUAUCCAUUAUGUUAAAAAAAAUUGAGUGCAAACAUAGAAGACCAUAAGAAAGUCACAAACUUCUAAAAAUGAAAAAGAUGAAAUUGCAGAAGAAAAGAUUUGUGAAUGUAAAGCCAUAGCAAUAAAAAUUCUCCAAAACAGAAAAAAAAAUCAUAAAAGGAAAGAAAAAAAAAUAGUGUCAAUACGCCAUGGGACAAUGUCAAGUAACGCAAUAUACAAGCAAUUGAAGUCCUCAAAGGACAGGGGAGAAAAGGAGGUGACAGAAAAAAGUUAUUUGGAGAAAUAAUGGCAAAAAAAAAACUUGCCCCACACUUAUUCUUUGUGCUUCUGCUGGUGACCCGUGUGCCACUGUCCCUUUUCUCCUCACCCUACCCCUAAUGCCUGCUGACCUCCCUACUCUGUCCACUGAUGCCCACACCUUCCCACUACCUCUGCCUGCUGACCUUAUUUGCAAGUAGAACACUGGGGCCCUCUAUCUUCCAGGGCUGGGACUCCUUGCCUUUCAGAGUUCUGACUUGAUCAUCUUGGGCACCUCCCAGCUGUAGCCUCCAGAUCACGUAUGAGGAGUCAGAACCCUUUACAAAUUAGGUUGCUGCAGUGAGGGUUGUAUAUACACAUAGCAGGGACACUCAAGAGAACAAAAUCCAUUAUCUCUUCCCAUAUGUGAACUCUUAUCCCUGUCCUUUCACAUACAUGGCAAGUAUUUUCUCCAGAUUGUUUUUCAUCU
This is a messenger RNA of Zalophus californianus (California sea lion), 6812 nucleotides long. RefSeq names its product protein HIRA. Lineage: Eukaryota; Metazoa; Chordata; Mammalia; Carnivora; Otariidae. The transcript has 25 exons. Gene Ontology annotation, cellular component: nucleus; HIR complex. The record is from RefSeq and is a predicted model, not a curated record. Bases 151 to 3204 code for a protein of 1017 amino acids. Gene Ontology annotation, molecular function: nucleosome binding; protein binding. Gene Ontology annotation, biological process: regulation of DNA-templated transcription; DNA-templated transcription; chromatin remodeling.